This is a messenger RNA of Salpingoeca rosetta, 2013 nucleotides long. RefSeq lists its product as uncharacterized. The record is from RefSeq and is a predicted model, not a curated record. The transcript is spliced from 13 exons. NCBI's taxonomy places the organism in Eukaryota, Choanoflagellata, Craspedida, Salpingoecidae. Bases 1 to 2013 code for a protein of 670 amino acids.
AUGCCACCAUGUUUAUCAGAUCUUUCGAUCGCAAGUGAGAGCGUGGUUGCUUACGCACCACUAACGGUGCUUCUCUCGGAUGCACCGGCAGGCACCUACAACGUCACACUCGCGCUGUAUGCUUCCUCCGCUGUCACCCAUGUGGAGACUUUCGCACUGCCGUCCUUCACUGCCAGCAAAGAGAUUGUGCUGCCUUGCACCUCCGUACCGCAGUCUGCCCAAUACACGAUCAGCGUGUAUGACCUCAGCACGAGCAAUGAUCCCAUCUCCAAGCAAGUCACCGUGUCCCCGCCGCUGUUCCAGCUCUUCCUCUCCGCGUCCUCCAUCAUCGCCCGCACCACUGACAUCCAGGCGACAAUGACGUUUCCAAAGUGCGCUGGCGCUCCCCAUUAUCUGCGCGUGCAUUACGACGGAACAACGGAUGACCAGCUGCUGCAUGAACAGGAGUUUGAUGACUCGUUGAGUGAUGGUGGCGAGAGCGCAGAUGUGUCGCUGACCCUGACCAUCCCAGGUUCUGUCUUCUAUCGCAAUGGCACCUUCCACAUCGGCCUGUGGGAUUCGUUACCGUUCUACUCGUUUUCUUUGGCGCGCGUCGUCAAACAGGUCUCCGCCCAGUGGGGACUCUUCGGCGUUUCGGUCCAGAGCUCCACCGUCACGUGCAACACAUUCAACUAUCCCGUCGUGUUUCCUUAUUCGGCUGCCAGCACAGGUGAAGACGAUUACAUUGAGGUGUUCACGCGCCAUGAUUCCGUCGUCAACAAGACGCUCCCGUUCGCAAACACGGCGUUCGCUGGCAUGGUGAGCAUGACAUGUGGCGAGCUGACAUCGGUCCUUGGCGUGAGUGUGUCCGGCACCGUCCGCGUCCGCUACGUGAUUGUGUCGCUGCCGCCCCCAUCAACACCACCGACAGCUGCUGCCCACGCCGCCUCAUAUGUGCCUGCACAGGCAGCGUUUCACCUCGACUUAUCGCUGCUGAUUGCAGACGCGCGGUUGACGCUUUCGCCUCCGUUCCCGAUUGCGCUCGAGCCCUUCACUGUGCACUGCUCAUGGGACAGCGCUCCCAACGCCACGAGCUACAUCAACAUCGAUGGCACCAUUACUGUCAACGAGACCGCAACCACCAUUGCACACGGCGACAGUGUUCACGUGAGCUGCCAGGUGUCUGUGGAUGACGUUGUUGUGCUCCUUGGCCCCGUGCUGCGGCCGGUCUGUCCAGGCUCAGAUGCGUGCACGGGUGGCGUGACGUUCCUCUCUGGCACGUGCAGCCUCGACACGGUGACCUGGACAGACUGUCCACCCGGCACGUUUGUGCGCACACCGCCCACGCCCACAUCCGACCGCGUGUGCGGGAGCUGCGACGGCGUGACGGGCUUCUCAACCGAGAGCAAUGUAGUGUUGUGCACGCUGCCUCGAGAAUGCCCGGGCGUGAAUGCGUCCAUGACAGUGCCGCCAACACCGACAUCCGACCGCCUGUGCGAGCUGCCACCGCCCAUUGCAUUCAGCGCCCUCGACCCCAUUGUCCGCAUCUUUGGCUUCAACCCGCUCGGUACGCCCUUCCCGCCGCAGGUCACCAUCACCAGCGAUCACGAUAUUGCUGCCAUCACGCUCGCGCCCCCGCCCCCAGCCACGUUCAAGAUUGGAACGCUCCUGGCAACGGUCACAGACACGGCCGGGCACGCUGCCCAAUACGCAUUCACGGCGUCGACAGGCUCGAGUGACGGUGACUUUCGCCCCUUCCCCUUCACCCUGGACAACGCGCUGCGUGUGCGUGUGUUGGAGCCGUCACCGCUGGCGGAGGAGGUGGCGUUCAACAUCACGACGCUGGCUUCGGAGAUGCUCGGCAUGUAUGAUAUUGUACUGGCUGGCGUGCUUCGCUCCAACACCGCCAACGAAACGCACAAUGAGGUGCUCCUUGCUUCCCUUGUCCCCACGUACAGCGGUGAAGGUGGCAGUGCUGGCGGUGAAGGUGCUGGUGGUGGUGGUGGCGAGCUUGCUCCCACGCACGGGGUUUGA